This is a messenger RNA of Pyricularia oryzae 70-15, 2097 nucleotides long. Its product is annotated as thiosulfate sulfurtransferase. Gene Ontology annotation, biological process: transsulfuration. Gene Ontology annotation, molecular function: thiosulfate-cyanide sulfurtransferase activity. Gene Ontology annotation, cellular component: mitochondrion. NCBI's taxonomy places the organism in Eukaryota, Fungi, Ascomycota, Sordariomycetes, Magnaporthales, Pyriculariaceae. The record is from RefSeq and is a predicted model, not a curated record. The transcript has 2 exons. Bases 577 to 1644 code for a protein of 355 amino acids.
CCGAAUUACCCUUUGGAAGCCCGAGACAUUCAGUCCAAGAUCCAGUCACCUGUUGUAACCCUCCACAUUUUAUACUUGCUCGUCAAUUGUAAAUCUGUGCAGGUCAUUACAAAUCCAAUUGUAUUCUGCGACUCUUUGUCUUGCCUGGGUCAGGUAAACCUCCCAGUGUGUUUACCUAAAUUUAUUGCUUCUGGAGCUUCUCAUUUGUGACAAUCAAUGCUGCCCAGCUACACUACACCCUUGGCCAACGACCCGCACGUUAUCAAAGUGUGCCCCGAGCGUCGCAUUCCGUCCAGUCGCUGUUUUUUUUCUUCAACAGUCAGUCAGUCGGGUGCAGCUUCUCCGCACCGGGCAAAAAUCGAAUCGAACCGUCUUAUCUUUGGCGCUUCUACACCUUCUGCCUUUCGAUGACAUCUUUUUGAUAACAUCAAUCCUCUCGCUACACCACAACAAUCAAUACCAACUGCCUAGAGAGCACCGUGUCGACCCGAGCAAAGCCGCCAGCUUCAUCUGCAGCUUGGCCUGCAGCUCAAUUGAUUUAAAUUGUUUGUCGGGGACUCGCAUCUCACCCAUCUAAUGUCUCCCGCUACUCUGAUCACCUUCACAAUGCCGACCACAUCGUGGGCUCCCCGCGCGGCCGCCAAAGUUCGGUCUACCCCCAUCUUUUGCCCAACGACAGCUAGCCGAACCUUCGCAACCUCAAUGCCCCGCCGUACUUUCUCCUCGUAUCUCGUGACUCCCAAGGAGGUCCACGAGGCUAUGCAAAAGAGCCCGCCAUCUUCUAUCAGCACCCACCCGAGAGUCAUCUGCCUCAACGCAGCAUGGUUCCUCCCCAACGACCCGGAAGGCCGAACGGGCAUCGAGUCCUACCGGAAGACACGGAUCCCCAAGUCGCGCUUCUUUGACCUAGACAAGGUCAUCGAUCGCCACAGCCCUUAUCCGCACAUGCUCCCCGAACCCAAGAGCUUCGCCUCUGCCAUGAGCGAGCUCGGGGUGCGCAGAGAAGAUACUGUCGUGGUUUAUGACACCAAGGAGCUUGGAAUUUUCUCAGCCCCUCGAGUGGCAUGGACUCUCCGGGUUUUCGGCCACCCCAAGGUCCACAUCCUCAACAACUUCCGCGCGUGGUGCGACGAGGAGCUACCCAUCGAGAGUGGAAACCUGUAUAACGUCGAGUGCUGCACGUACCCCAUCCCAGAGAUCUCUGCGGAUAAGGUUGCCGACUUUGAGGAGGUUCGCGAUGUUGCGAUGGACCACAACAAGGAGGGGGCCGAGGGAGUCCAAAUCCUUGAUGCGAGGUCGGCAGGCCGCUUCGACGGCUCUGCUGCCGAGCCUAGGCCGGGAUUGUCCUCGGGCCACAUGCCGGGCGCCAUAAAUGUACCGAUCGACACGCUCCUUGAUCCCAAGACCAAGGCUUUCCUUCCAGCAGAUCAGCUCAGGAAGGUCUUUGAAAGCAAGGGAGUCGACCCAUUCAAGCCGAUCGUCUCGACCUGUGGCACCGGAGUGACGGCUUGCAUCAUAGAUACGGCGCUCGAAGUAGCCCAGUUUGGUAACCCCGAGAAGCGCAAAGUUUACGAUGGCAGCUGGACCGAGUGGGCCCAACGUGUCAAGCCAUCGGAUUCUUUGAUCCGCAAAUCCGGAGAAUGAAAUCUCGAAUAGCUGCAUCUCUAAUUUGAAUGCCUCACUAACUGCAACUGAAGACAUCAUAAAAAGAUACCCUCCCCCUCAUGUGUCAUGUCACUGUUCCUUUGAGCAAACAUACCGACCAGGCCAAACCCGUCCUCGUCACGUACUCACACCUCUCAGCUCUUGACUGGCCAAUAUCCAGAUCUCCCAACCUGUUUUCGGUGAUCUGUGCCGACACCUUACUGUUUUUCUCUCUCCUCCAAGAUUUCGGAUUGCGUUCCCAUGGUUCCCACAUUUCCCAUUGACGAUUAGCGGCGCAGAUGAAAGGGUUUAAUGCUUUUGUAUUUGGAUUUACUUUGGCCUUUGGCGUUGGGUCCGUAUAUACUUAAUUACCAUUCAUCAUUCAGUCACGAAAAGAACUUCGGGACAUCAUCUACCUGCACAUACCUAAACCAAAAAUUGUUAGACGGUUGC